AAGGGGGAAGAAAAAGAGUUAAUCAAUUGAAUAGUAGUAAUCUAGGCGGUGUGUAUAAUUUUGACUGCAUAUCCUCCUUAUUUAGAAUUUGAAUCGCUAUAGAGGAUUUUGGUGCAUGGUUAUUGGGAUUCCGGUUUGAAUUCCAGUUCCGAAGCGGAUUUAGGUCUUUAGGAUGCCCGGAUGAAUUAUAUGCUAUUGAAUUCUUGAGUUGUGGAAUAGCAGUAGGGUAAAGAUGAGUAAGGAGCAGAAGAGGGAUAAUCCUCCCCAGCAUCAACAACCAGAAGGUGGGGAGGAUACGAUGCUCUGGAGGGUUCUCGUUUUUGGGUUAAUCGGAGCUUCUGCCACUACGAUUGCCGCUUCAAAAUUGCGAAGGACAGUUGAUUGGGUGUAUUCUCAGUUUACCAGGUCACAGACAAGGUGGAAGUUUUGGACAGAUUUUCGUGAGGAUGCAUGGAAAAGAUACAAUAGACGCAUUCAGGAGGAGUAUGAAGAUGAAAUGGAGAGACUGGAGCGGAUACGACGCAUGCAAAAUGUUUUCAAUAGACGGAGAAAUAAAUACCAAAAAGACUUUGAGAGCUGGGAAGAAAAUGGACGUGGAGCAUAUCAUCAGCAUUUCCAGAGGAAUGACUGGUAUUGGAAGGCUGAUACAUCGUUCAGAGACCGGGGGACCAAUUCCCGAGAAUCUCCUCGGGUGAAUUCAAGCUACCCAUUGUCACAUCACUAUUCAGUAUUGGGUCUUGAAAGAUCAAGGGCAAAACCAUAUACAGAUGCUGAAAUAAAGACGGCCUUUAGGGCGAAGGCAAUGGAGUUCCAUCCUGAUCAGAAUCAGGAUAAUAAAGAGUUUGCUGAAGCCAAAUUUAAGGAGGUUAUGGUGUCUUACGAGGCUAUAAAGUUGGAAAGAAACAAUGGCACGAAACGAUGAAAAAUCCACACUAAAGAGGCUUUAUGCAGCACAUAGCUCAUGAUCUUUGCACCCUGCCGAUUUGAGGACUUGGGUGGCUACAUUCUGGAAAAGUAAUUUAAUCUUUUGAAUAGCAUUACAUAUAUACUUCUCAGUAACAUUGCCCAACUUUUUGUUGUACAUUUUGAGUAGUUUGUGUCUUACAAUUUGUUGUUUGUAUAGAAAUAAGCAAAAUGCCUACAAAAGUACAAAUCAGAUCACUGUAGUAUCAAGGCCUACUUUUUGCAUCACUAUGUUCAUUGCUCCAAGAUUGAGAUUUGAGAGGAUACAAAGUGGAAAAUUUUGUAUUUACUUCAAAGUAUAUGACUUUACUGUAAUUCUUCUUCU
Ipomoea nil (Japanese morning glory) is the source of this 1288-nucleotide messenger RNA. RefSeq lists its product as uncharacterized. The record is from RefSeq and is a predicted model, not a curated record. The transcript has 7 exons. The coding region runs from base 233 to 922 and encodes 229 amino acids. NCBI's taxonomy places the organism in Eukaryota, Viridiplantae, Streptophyta, Magnoliopsida, Solanales, Convolvulaceae.